Echinops telfairi (small Madagascar hedgehog) is the source of this 408-nucleotide messenger RNA. It is a transcript of the gene TSACC, whose product is annotated as TSSK6 activating cochaperone. Gene Ontology annotation, cellular component: cytoplasm. The record is from RefSeq and is a predicted model, not a curated record. The transcript has 3 exons. Gene Ontology annotation, molecular function: protein-folding chaperone binding. Bases 25 to 399 code for a protein of 124 amino acids. Lineage: Eukaryota; Metazoa; Chordata; Mammalia; Afrosoricida; Tenrecidae.
GGCACCACACCUGUUGGUACUCCGAUGGAGCAGCGCACUAGUCAGCCUGCCAGUGGAAAAGUCAAAGAGGAAGUUAGUGCUGUGUCUCUCUGUCCAGCCAAGCCCUCCCCCAGCUACAUUGAUCUUCAAGCCAGUUCCCCAGGAGACACACCCGUGAAUACCCAGAGCAGAAAGCUACUUUCAGGAGUUAAGCCCCGGUCCAAGGAAUGCAUAGGACUCCUAGAAUGUAUGUAUGCCAAUCUCCAGCUUCAAACCCAGCUGGUCCAACAACAGAUGGCCAUUCUGGAAAAUAUACAAGCCUCCAUGGCACAGGUGGCUCCUGGGAGGGAAAGCACGCCCUCUCUCCCGGCUGUGUCUGGUAGUCUGCUUUUAGAUCAGCUGCCCCAAUUCAAUAAAUGAACUGUGGAA